Molecule: messenger RNA, 1745 nt
Organism: Mus musculus (house mouse)
Lineage: Eukaryota; Metazoa; Chordata; Mammalia; Rodentia; Muridae
Product: predicted gene, 31309
Exons: 2
Coding region: 81-1328 (415 amino acids)
Source: RefSeq, a predicted model, not a curated record
CCAAACCCAGGACAACAGUGGAGCGUUGAUAGCAGAGGCUGGUAGUGAACGUCAAAGAGUACUUAUCUUGUAGACAGAUCAUGCCAGAGAGAAGAAAACUAAAUACUGAAGGGCUCUCCCAUCACAGUGUGGGGUCAGCCAGGGACAAGGAGGGACAAGGCCCUAGUCUCCAGGGGUGUGAGAGAAAAAUGAAUUGGCGAGAGCUUGUCUCACACAGAAGACAGAAUGCCACUGGCAGCACCAGAAGACUGGGCAGCCAUGCACUUUGUGAAACCACUAGGGCACAUUUGGCUGCUCAGGAAGUCAAAGCCGGCCAGACCUCCCAAUCCACCUGUAGAAGUCUGGAUGCUCUGCAGGCAAGCCAGGCAGUGUCGCUCCCUCUUCUCCAGAAACCAAAGGAAGGAGAACAUCACCCACUCCGGGCGGUCUCUGCUGGCAGGUACAGGACCCCUGCCACGGAGGGCCUUUCCUCGUUACCCAUCAGAGAGAGAUUACAAAGCUUUGUUAAACGUCUGGAGUUAGAGACCAGAAGAGGUUCCCUUAGAAAUCCAAAGGAGGCAUGGACAGAGAAAACUCUUGAGGCAAGAGCACCAGUAGAGACCCAGGGGAAAGAGGGGACAAUGGCAUUCUCUAAUCAGGCAAAUAACCCAGGGAACAAACCUCAAAGCCCUCAAGGUCAGUUACAUAAGGACUUGUGGAAGGACAUAGACUUAAGAUACAGCAUUGCAUCACCAAGGAAAGGCCUACAAAUGGUGUCCUACUGCCCCAAACCUGAAGGCAAUCUUGAAGGCCAUGUCCUUGAGGGAAAAAAGAUCUACCUGAAACCAAGGUCACCAGUGCAGGAAAUGAGCAUGUAUAGUUUGGAGGAGAGCCUGAAGGAAGAAAUACAGACACCAAAGGAGAAAGUUAAGGAGAUGAGAGCUAACCCUAAAGAAAGGGAGGCCCAGUCCCAGUUUUCAAAAGAAAAGGCAUUCCUUCAGAAAAAACUGUGGGAUCUGGGCCCAGCGCCUGUGGGAGGAACCCGUCUACUGGACAAGAAAAAAACCCAAGCCUUGGAGCUGUCGCCCAGAGACCAUCAUUCCAAGUCAGGCCCCAGAACACGCAGACAGAACCUACAGCCACUGGCUCAGGAUGUUCACAAUACGAAGGUCCCAGGAAACGAGUUAAACAUGGAGAAAAGAAAGCUGAGGAGGCAGUGGUGGGACCCCACAGUCUGGGGUUCCCCAAUCACACUGGCCAAGCGUGAACAAUCUCCUCGAAAGACCUGUUCUAAAGUCCACAGUGACCAGGGGAAGUUGAGCUUUCCCACAGGCAGAUCAAGUUUUUAAAACCCUAUUUUUCUGUCUCAAGAACAUUAAAGAUCUCCAUUAUGGCCCUGAGGCUAUGGUUUCUGGCCAGGGCAAUAGCCUGCUCAAAUCCCAAGGCCUCCCAGACAACCCCUACAGGGCACCCUAGAUCUCUCCUCUUCUGGCUGGCCCUCCUGAGACUAUGGCCAUCAUCCCUCUAGGGAAUUUCCUGGGACAUCACACUGGGGUAAUAGAUUGGACACACUGAUUCCAUAGCAAAGCCUGGACGUGGUGACGCGGUGGCACAGCUUACUGGAUGGACUUAGUACUUGACUAGAGAACUUUUGGUGAAAUAUGCUUAUAUCCCAGUCCUGAAAUUUGUAGUCAGAAAUUUAUAAUCAGAUGUAUCAGAAUAAUUUUCAGAAUUUUUAAUAAAUCUUUUUGAGUGUUGGUAUGUAA